Messenger RNA from Caenorhabditis elegans, 922 nucleotides. It is a transcript of the gene col-48, whose product is annotated as Nematode cuticle collagen N-terminal domain-containing protein. The transcript has 2 exons. The coding region runs from base 7 to 864 and encodes 285 amino acids. Gene Ontology annotation, molecular function: structural constituent of cuticle. The record is from RefSeq and is marked reviewed. Lineage: Eukaryota; Metazoa; Nematoda; Chromadorea; Rhabditida; Rhabditidae.
UUUCAGAUGGACGAGAAGAGCAAGGGAUCGUUGCGAAGUGUGGCGUUCGUCGCCGUCACAUUCUCCACAGUCGCAGUGACUGCUGUGCUUAUCGCUUUCCCAUUGGUAUUCCACUAUGUGCAGACCCUUCAAGCUUCCGUACAAGGAGAGGUUGAGUACUGCAAGUCCCGAUCUCGGGAUAUGUGGCGUGAGAUGGUCGAGGUUGCACCGGAAGGUGCUGAUGAUCCACUUGAUGUUCUGCUCAGAGCUACACGUCAAGCUGAUGCUCAAUGCUGCACAUGCCAACAGGGACCACCAGGACCAGAUGGAGAGCCAGGAACUCCUGGAAAAGACGGAGAACCAGGUCAAGGACCAGGAGAGCCAGGACCACCAGGACCUGAUGCCGAGCUUCAUGAUCGAAUUCUCCCGGUUCCACCACAAUGCCCAUGCACUGCUGCUCCAGGACUUGGAGGACCACCAGGACCACCAGGACAAGAUGGAAUUCCAGGUAACCCGGGAAGAAACGGAGAGGAUGGAGCUCCAGGACCACAAGGACCAUCCGGACCACCGGGACCACCUGGGCAACCAGGACAGCCUGGACAACGCGGACCACCAGGAGAGCCUGGAGCACUUCUUCCAGGAGGAGACGCUCCACCAGGCCCAUCCGGACCACCAGGACGGCCAGGAGCACCAGGACAGCCAGGAAAGGCCGGAUCUCCAGGACAAGACGGAAGCAACGGAGACGCCGGAGUUGCUGGAGAGCCAGGACAACGCGGACCACCAGGACCACCAGGACAAGCCGGAACUCCAGGAUCGCCAGGAGACGCCGGAUCUCCAGGAUCGUGCGAGCACUGCCCACCAGCACGUCUUGCUCCAGGAUAUUAGAAGCUUAUGCGAGUCUGUCUGUACAUUUUCGAAUAAACUAUAUUAUUUUUUCAAUCGA